Molecule: messenger RNA, 10100 nt
Organism: Paramecium sonneborni
Lineage: Eukaryota; Ciliophora; Oligohymenophorea; Peniculida; Parameciidae
Source: the annotation of a GenBank genome assembly
AUGGAUUUGAUAAAAAGCAUGGUCAUUUUUAUCUUUCAUGUAAUUCUGAUAGCAGCAUCAAAUAGUUAUGAAGAUUAAUUUCUAGAUUAAACGACUCAAAAAUAAGAAUAUAGUUUUCAAAUUGACACUUAACAUACAUUUGCAUUUUGGAGCUACUAUAUCCCAGCUUAAUCAACUUAUUUAGCUCCAGAUUAUGUAAAAUAGCAACUGUUUCAAAUUUAAAAUCUCGACAAUUAAGAGCUGAUUAUUGCGAUGUUUUUAUACAUAGACUUUUUUAAUGAUGAAGUCAGUCAUAAUUUUCAUUUUAAAGAAAGAUUUUAAGAAUGUUAAGAAGAAUAAGAAGAAGAAGAAGAAGAAGAGUUAUAAGAUUGUCGAAAAUGCCAAGAAUAUUAACUAUAUGAUCCUUUAUCGUAUGAAGGAACAUGGAUACUGACAAUGAUAACAAUUACAAAGAAUGAAAUUUAAAUCUAAACUUUGAAUAGUAAUGUAAUUCAUUCUUUCUAAACCGACAGUGAAUUGUCCAAUAUAUUAUUUGUGCUUGGUGAUUCUGGACUUAAAAUAAUUACAGACAUUUGUUAUGAUUAUGAUGAUUAUUUAAAACUGUUUUUAGGGAGAAUCUCUAAACUAAUCUUCAUUAGAAAAGACUAAACUUAUGAUAACUUUUUUAAUAACAACAAAAUUGCUCCAUUAAUAGAAGGAGAAUAAAUAUUUGAAGUUGUUCCAGGUAUUUAAAUAUUUAAUGGUUUUACCUAACUUAUACAGGAAUUUGAUUAAGUAGGUAAGAAUUUUUGUAUAUUUGGAUGGGUAAAAUAUAACCCAAAGGAGCCAGAUUCUUGGUUUACAUAUUUAUUACUUAGAUUGACUAUUUUUAAAAGUUAUUCUAUUGAAAAUAGAGUUGGCGAUGAGAUAGUUUUGAUAAAGGUAAUCUUUGAUUUUGAGGAACGGCACUAUUAUACAUAUAUUUCUCAUCACUAUGCUACUCCUUUACUCUAAUACAUUUAGAGUUUAUAUGGUAGUAAUGGAUGGGAUCAUAUUUUUUUAGAUUUUACAGUUUUAACUAAUUGGCAUUUUGUCACUUUUGAAUACUCAAAUAGUUGGAGUAUUAAAUCAAGAUGUCAAAUAUCAUACCUUGAAGGUUCAGAGAUAAUAAGAAAGGAAUUAUAUUUGGGAGAUGAAUGGUAUAACAAUGUUUUUGUCAAUACAAAAUUUUAUGUAAUCAUAGGGAGUGAUAAUGUAGAAUAUUUCUAAAAAUUAAAGGGUUAAAUCUCUAAUUUUAAUAUACAGUACAAUUAUGAAAUUCCAAAAAAAUAUAUUUAAAUAUGUCAUUACAGUUGCUUAUUAUGUAGUGGUCCCUCCUCUUAUGAUUGCAGAUCUUGUCCUGAGAAUCAAAAUAGAAUAUUCCAAAAAGAUUUAAAUUAAUGUCCCUGUUAAAUUGGUUAUUUUGAGAAAAAUUAAAUAUGUAAACCAUUAACAGAUUUUAGUCCUACCAUGAUUCUUAAUAAUAUUGGAUUCAACUCAAAUGAAUUAAUAUGUUCAUUUGGAUAUUUUAUGUUACCUGAAUACAAAAGAUGCAUUAAAUGGUAUUAUAUCUUUGAAAUAUAUUAGCCCAUAAAAUUAUAAAAGAGGUUUUGAUCUUCUUUGUGCAGAAUGUUUAUUAUAUCCUACUAAAUGGUAUAAAAAGUUAAUUUGUUAAUCUGACUAUUAUAUUCUAAUGAAAUCAGAAAAUUAAUUCACUUAUAUAAAAAAAGAAAGAAUCCCUGAUAAUUAUGAGUUAUUUUUUAUUGACAAUAACCUUGAAUUAUAAUAUAUUGAAGGAGCAUACAAAUAUUGCUCUCUUGAUGAAUUAAACUGUUUUGAGUUUAAUAAUAAUUCUCUUGUAACUAAAUAGAUUUACGUGAAGUGUAAUUCAAAUUAUUUCAUUGAAUAUAAUUAGUGUUUACCUCUCCAAAAAGGAUGUUUGUAAGGUAGUUUAGUUGGUUGUUAUUAAUGCAAGGAUGGAUAUAAUUAGAUUAAGGUAGAAAAUGGUGAUAGUUAUUGUGAAGAGAUUAUCAGCAAUAAUUGUGACUGGGGGUAUACUUUUUCUAGUGAUUUAAACAAAUGUAUUAAAUGUGGAAAAAAUUGUGAAAUCUGUUAAUAUUAAUACAAUUUGUUUGGUGUAGGAUUUCCUAGAUGCUUAAGAUGUGUACAUCAUUAAAAAUAUUAUAUUUCUAUAAAUUUUACAGAUUGUUUAGAAAAUCUUAUUGCGAAUUGUCUUUAUGCAUUUGAAGCUACGGAAGAUUAUCAAAUAAAUUCUUUUGAAUUUCAUACUAAUAUCAACGAUAAAACUGCAACCAUAACAGGAUGUGCUAGAUGUAAAGAUGGAUUCUACUUUGAUGAAUGGACUCAAAUAUGUGAAGAACUUACAGACAAAGAAUGUUUUUAUGGCUAUUCAUAAGAUAAUGAAAUAUUUUGUCUCUAUGGAAUUAAAAAUGAGGCCAAUCCUUAUUCAUUCAAAUAAGGAUGCGAGGAUAUUAAGGUGAAGUGUUAAAUAUGUUUGAUUGGUUCUAUGAUUGAAGAAUUUAACACUUUUUUUUGUAUUAUUUGUUAAGUAGGAUAUUAUUCUGAAAAAAAGACUGGUUAAUGUGUACCUUGUCCCUCAGAAUAUUAAUGCAAAGUUUGCGAAUAACAACAUAAAAUAGCAAAGGAUAAUUGGAAAACUGAAAUUUUAGCUUUCUAUAGAUUAAUUGUUGAUGGUACUAAACAAGGUCUUAUCUAUUCCUAAUUUGGAUAUAAGUAAAAUUCAGAAGAUUAUGAAAUAAUUUGUUCAAGUUGUUUAGAAGGAUAUUCAUUGAAUAAUGGUUUGUGCAUAAAACCUUGCCCAUCUGGUUGUGUAGAAUGUAUUAUUGUAAAUAACGAAAAUGUUUGUAUCGAUUGUCCUUAAACUUUAUUUGGAAAAAGCUUAAGUUUAUAAUAGAAUGAAUGCAUUCUUUGCCCUUCUAAUUGUGAAUUAUGUCGUAAAAGAGAUUUGUGGGAAAUUAAAGAAAUUAAUCCUCUUUUUAAUUUUAAUCAAUAUUUAUCUUAUUUUUCAAACUAAUGUUUAGGGUUUUAUCAAUGUUAUGAUCAUUUUGGUUUCAAGUAUAAUGAUUGUCAAUAAAUGUAUUAAAGAAAGGAAAUUUAGAUCAACUUAGAUUUAAUUUGUAGUUCCUUCGUUGAUCCUGAAUAAAUUAAUUAGGUAUCUAUUUAAUUUAAUUUAUAUUUUAGUUUCAAACCUAAGAUUUCUAUUUACUCUUAAACUAACUUGAAAUUCAAACUAUUUUAAUUAAAAUUAUAAGUAAAAAGGAAUAAUAAUGCUAUUUUGAUUAAAACUAAAUUUUUUCAUAAAAUUACAGUUUACAUGUAUUUUCAAUUAUGUACUUAUUCAUUAUUUUCUUUAAGUGAUGUUUAAUUAGAAAUUUAGGGAAAUGGGUUUACUACUUUUAGUUCUGAUGGUCCGUUUCAAUUAAUCAACUUUAAAAAAAUUCGUUUGGAAGGAUUAAAAUUGAAAAACACAUAACUUUAAAUUCAUUCAAGUUUUGAGUAAACAAUAGAAUUCAUUAACAUUGAAGUAUCAUCUUCUCAAAAGAGUGCUUUUAUUUAGAUAAACAAUUCUACGAAUAUAUAAAUAGAAAAUUUAAUUGUUUCAUCUGAUGGAGAUUUUCAAAUUCCAUAUGGACUAGCUUUUAUGGAUUUUGGUUACACUAAUUUUCCCUAAAGUAUAUAAAUUUCUAAUUGCACAAUUAACAUUCUUAUGAGGAAUGAUUUCUUUCAAUUUAAUUUGAAAGAAAAUGAUUAGGUAGAAUUAUCUAAUAUAAUCAUAAAAGAGUCUUUAUUCUAAGAAGCAUAAUUAUUAAAUUUAAAAAAAGGAAAAUUAAUAAUCAAUAAACUAGUAAUGAUGAAUUGCAAACUAGAAAAUACUAAUUUUAUAUAAAUGGAGGGACUAUGCAAAUUUCAAGCAAAAUUCAUUUUAGUUAAGGAAAAUUACAUUGAUAAUACUACUUUCCUGACUCUUACAAAUAACAUAAAUAUGUUUUAAAUAGAAUUCACAAUUAAUUUGAUAUCAAAUUAUUCAGUCUUAAUUAGUAAUAAAAAUAACAAUAUCAAAUUCUGUCAAACUUAAUACAUUAAUUUUACAUUAAAUAAAUAUGAAUAUGGCUCAAUAUUAAUCUUAUUUAACAACAAUAAGUUAGAAUAAAAUUAAGAUUUAAUAAUAAACAAUUUCAGUUUAAUUGGUAACCAAAUUGAUGAUAUUGAAAAAUUGAAAUUUGAUUCGACAUUAAUUAUUUUGGAAUUUAUUAAUGUAUCAAUAUUUGAAUUAGAUAUUUAACGUUCUGACGGAAAUAGUGAAUUUAAGUUUUUAGAAGUCCAAAACCUAAUUGUCAAUAAAACAACAAUCUAGCCCUAUUCUGAUUAUUAGGAAUAGAAAUUAUUUAUUUUUUUUGAGUGUGACUCAAUCUAGGGUCGUCUUCAAACCUCCAUCUUAAUAGAAAAUGCCUUUAAUAUUGAGUUCAUAAAUCUAAAAAUUUUUGACAAUAAGCUAUUAGACUAUCCUAUCAUUGAUAUCUAUUAAAAAAAGUCAAAAUCAACAUCCAUAUAACAGUUGAAAUUAUCUUAGCUUAAUUUUUAUAACAAUUUCUUGCUUACACAAGGUAAGUAGACAACAACAGGGUUAAUAUACCUAAUGUCAUAAAAUAAUUUGUACAUAUAAAUAUCUGAUUCCAUAUUUGAAAAGAAUUUGUUACAUUAAUACUAAGAAAAUUAUUUGUUUAUUUCAAGUUUACUUUUUAAUCUAGAUUGCUCUUUAUGUACAAUUCAUUUAAGAGACUUAAUUCUGGCAUCUAAUCUAGUUACAAAUUCUUCAAGUAGUAUUAUUGUUAUCAAAGCAAAGACUAUUAAAUUUGAAAAUUUGGUUUUCAAAAAGAAUUGCAUAUUUGAUUAUUAAAUUUUACAACCUUUUUUGGAUCAUGGUUUGACAUAUGAUAUAAUUACCCAACUGCUUUAAAUUAAGGUUUCUUCAGGUAAUGCGAAGAUAAUUGGUGAACAAAUUAUUAUUAAAAAUAUCUCAAUAAACAAUUCUUCUGGGUCAGGAUUUUAUAUAAAAAUGGAAAACGAAGCCAUAUUCUCAAUUGAGUAUGCAAAUUUCAGUAAUUUAAUAUCUGAAAUAUAAAAUGGAGGAAUCUUAUUUAUUGACUCGUCUCAGUCGACGUCUGCUGAUAUCACUGCAAAUUAUAUGUAUAUGUUAAAUAUAAAAAAUAAAAACAAAGGGGGAUUUAUGUAUAUAUUACCUGGCAUAGGAGUAACAAAAAUUCAUCUAGAAAAUCUAUUUAUUGAAAAUGUAUAUUCGUUGAUCGGUUCACUAUUUUAUGGAGAAUUUGAAAGUUAAAAUGAUUAAACUACUUUCUCGCUUAAUAAUCUAAAAAUAAUGAAUACUAUGCCAGAAUAAUUAGAGUUUCUAAACACUUUUAAGAACCUUAACGAAAAGUACUAAUCAGUAGUUGUUUAGUUAGGAUCAAGAUCACUGUUUUUGAUAUCAAAUUUUAAAAUCAUUAUUUUAGAAAAUAUAGAAAUAUCUUAAUUGUUUUAUGAAUCUGUAUUCAGACUAAAAGCAACAAAAAGUAUUACAAUACAAAACAUGAAGAUAAUUCAAUCCUACUUUUUGAAUCACGCUGUCUACAUAGAUGAAAUGGAUAGUGGUUCUAAAUUGUAAUUUUCAAAUAUUUCAGUAUUAAAUAUAACUGUUAAUAAUGAUAUUAAUUAAUCAAUUAAAUGCUAAAUAAAUCAAUCUAUUAUUGAAAAUCAGAUCAAAUAUAAAUGUGGUCAAUAACCUUUAGCUCUAAAUCCUUUAGUUUCUCUCAAAAACGAUAGUAUAGAGCAGGCAUAUUGUGUUUUAAAAGCAAUAAAUAAUUUAAAGACUUCACCAAUUCAUCUUUUUCUGAUAUACCCUUAAUAAACAGUUAUUAGAUUAUCUUAAAUAAGAAUUAAAAAUACUGAUUCUAAAUUAGGAGGAUUACUAGCUUUUUAUUAUAUGAAUUCUUUCGUCGAUACCUCUAUAGAUUCUUUAUUGAUUUAUUAAAACUUUUGUGGAAUUUUAGGUUGUUUAAUUUUUGAAAAAUCUAAUAAUUAUCGAAUACUUUAAAGUAAAGAAGAUUUUCUUGUAAAAUAAGUUUAUGAUCUGAAGAUAGUAGAUUAUGUGUGUAUUUAUAAUUUUGGAAAUGAAGGUACUUGUUUAUUUAUUUCAAAUUUGAACACUAUUAUAAAAUCAUCAGUAUUUAAACACAAUGAAGCUAAAAUUUAAGGUGGCUCAAUUACAAUUAUAGGGAAUUAAAAAUUCGUUUUAGUUGAAUCAAUUAUUACAAAUAACACUGCAAAUUUUGGAGGAGGAUUGUCUAUUAAUCUUUAAAAAACCAAUCAAUUUUAUUCGUCAAAGAAUUUUAUAGAUUUAAACACUGCUAAACUAUUUGGAAAUAAUUAUGCUUAGAUUCCAUCCUAAUUAACAAUCUCCUUAGACACAAUCACAGGAUUAGAAAAAGUUUAAAUUAUUAAAACAGAAAAUUUGCUUAUUGAAUAGAUUGUAAUAAAACCAUAUAAACUUUUCAAAGAUACAGAUACUGAUACUCUUUACGUUCCAAAUGGAUCGCCAUUAUCUAAAUAUGAGUAUUUUGAUUGGGCUUAACUGAAAUAUUUUAAAUAUAAUAUGCAUUUUAGAAUAAAAGCUUUAGAUAAAUAUUAUGUCUAAUAGUAUAAUUUAGACAAUUCAACUUGCGAUAUAACUGGAAGGAUAUUUGAUUCUAAUAAUGAAAAUAAAUUUACAUCUAAUUUCACGAAUAUUCCGAGAGUUGUUUUUAAUAGUUCUGACUACAAUUUAGAUGAUUUAGCUGUCUUUUUAGAUGACUAAUUGAACUUGACAUUAUAACUCCAAUUUAAUUGCACUUCUGUUUAUAUUCCAAUUUAUAAUGAUAAUUUAGAAAUAAGUGAAUAUCACAAUAACUAUUUUCUUCGAAUAAAUUUGAAGACUUUGCCUUGUCAGUUUGGAGAAAUAAAGAAUUAAACAACAGGUAUUUGUAUGAUUUGUAAUGCUACUCAGGGAUAAUAUUCUCUUUUAAUUAAUUCUAAUAAAUGCUCUGCUAUGGAUGAAUAAAAAGUUAACGAAGUUACUUCUGCAAAGUUGAAAAUAAAAUAAGGAUUUUGGAGACCUUAUUUUAAUACUGAUAAAAUUGAUGAGUGUAUUAACUUAGUUGAAAAUUGUAAUGGAGGAUGGGAAGUGGGUGAUACAUCAUGUUUUUUAGGGCAUGUAGGAGCUUUGUGUGAAGAAUGUGAUCUCUAUAAUUUACGAGGAGAAGGACAUUACUCAAUCAGUAAUAAAUAUUAAUGCGGACCUUGUACUGAUUAAGAAUUUAAUGCUAUUGUAAUUAUUCUUAUUAGCAUUUGGUAAAAAUUUUAAGUAUUUUUUUAGGACAAUAAUUUCUGUAUUAAUAUCAGUUAGAAGUAUAAGAUUCUCAAGCAGGAAUUUUAAUUAAGAUGUUAACUAAUCAUCUACAAGUAGUUUCCACAAUUACCACUUUUAAAUUUUAAUUACCUGAAUAAUUAAAUAAUGCAGUAAACUCUUCAGCAAAUCCUAUACAAAAAAUGGCAUAUUCUCUUGAUUGCUUUUUAAUUGUCAUGUUUUCUUUUGAUAUUCAUUAUUCAAGAAUGAUAUGGUAAUUAAUUUUACCUUUAAUUUAUAUCACUUUAUUUNUUGAAUCAAUUAUUACAAAUAACACUGCAAAUUUUGGAGGAGGAUUGUCUAUUAAUCUUUAAAAAACCAAUCAAUUUUAUUCGUCAAAGAAUUUUAUAGAUUUAAACACUGCUAAACUAUUUGGAAAUAAUUAUGCUUAGAUUCCAUCCUAAUUAACAAUCUCCUUAGACACAAUCACAGGAUUAGAAAAAGUUUAAAUUAUUAAAACAGAAAAUUUGCUUAUUGAAUAGAUUGUAAUAAAACCAUAUAAACUUUUCAAAGAUACAGAUACUGAUACUCUUUACGUUCCAAAUGGAUCGCCAUUAUCUAAAUAUGAGUAUUUUGAUUGGGCUUAACUGAAAUAUUUUAAAUAUAAUAUGCAUUUUAGAAUAAAAGCUUUAGAUAAAUAUUAUGUCUAAUAGUAUAAUUUAGACAAUUCAACUUGCGAUAUAACUGGAAGGAUAUUUGAUUCUAAUAAUGAAAAUAAAUUUACAUCUAAUUUCACGAAUAUUCCGAGAGUUGUUUUUAAUAGUUCUGACUACAAUUUAGAUGAUUUAGCUGUCUUUUUAGAUGACUAAUUGAACUUGACAUUAUAACUCCAAUUUAAUUGCACUUCUGUUUAUAUUCCAAUUUAUAAUGAUAAUUUAGAAAUAAGUGAAUAUCACAAUAACUAUUUUCUUCGAAUAAAUUUGAAGACUUUGCCUUGUCAGUUUGGAGAAAUAAAGAAUUAAACAACAGGUAUUUGUAUGAUUUGUAAUGCUACUCAGGGAUAAUAUUCUCUUUUAAUUAAUUCUAAUAAAUGCUCUGCUAUGGAUGAAUAAAAAGUUAACGAAGUUACUUCUGCAAAGUUGAAAAUAAAAUAAGGAUUUUGGAGACCUUAUUUUAAUACUGAUAAAAUUGAUGAGUGUAUUAACUUAGUUGAAAAUUGUAAUGGAGGAUGGGAAGUGGGUGAUACAUCAUGUUUUUUAGGGCAUGUAGGAGCUUUGUGUGAAGAAUGUGAUCUCUAUAAUUUACGAGGAGAAGGACAUUACUCAAUCAGUAAUAAAUAUUAAUGCGGACCUUGUACUGAUUAAGAAUUUAAUGCUAUUGUAAUUAUUCUUAUUAGCAUUUGGUAAAAAUUUUAAGUAUUUUUUUAGGACAAUAAUUUCUGUAUUAAUAUCAGUUAGAAGUAUAAGAUUCUCAAGCAGGAAUUUUAAUUAAGAUGUUAACUAAUCAUCUACAAGUAGUUUCCACAAUUACCACUUUUAAAUUUUAAUUACCUGAAUAAUUAAAUAAUGCAGUAAACUCUUCAGCAAAUCCUAUACAAAAAAUGGCAUAUUCUCUUGAUUGCUUUUUAAUUGUCAUGUUUUCUUUUGAUAUUCAUUAUUCAAGAAUGAUAUGGUAAUUAAUUUUACCUUUAAUUUAUAUCACUUUAUUUUUAGGAUUCUUUUUUAUAGGAGUUUUAUUCAAUGUCUUAAGUUAUAAAGUAAGUGUUAUCACUACAACUUUUAUAUAUUUGUACAUUUAUGCUUAACCUUCUUUGAUUGGAGGAUUUUUAUAGUUAAUUUCUUUUCGUUCGAUUUCUGGUUUCAAAUGGAUUUAAGCUAGUGUUGCAUAUCGAUAUGAUACUAGCUCACAUUACUUUUGGUUGACAACCUUUUGUCUUCCUUUGAUGUUGAUAAUUGCUAUUUUGAUUCCAAUAAUUUUAUAUUUAGGAAUGUACUUCAACAAAGCUAAAUUGAACACAAAAGUUAUGAGAUAGCGUCUUGGAUAUUUGUACAACGAGUACAAAAUUACAGCUUUUUUUUGGGAAAUUGUUAAAAUUUUUCAAAAAGAAUUAAUCAUAAUCUUCCUAACUUAUUAUGAUGAAUUUAUCAUUAAAAAAGGUAUUCUAGUAUUCCUAACAGUUGUUAUAUACGAGAAACUUAAUAUUAAAUAUUAACCAUAUAGUUCAAUAACAUUAAAUAAAUUGGAUGCUUUUUCAGCAUAAGUUUGUUAAGUAUCAAUAAUUUUAGGACUUGGAGUAUAUAUAGAAUAAAUAAGUGAUAUAUUUGAGUUACAAAUUCCUUUUUUGAUUAUGCUCGCUUAUCUUAAUAUCCACUUUUUAUUAAAAUUAUUAUUUGAAAUAAUAAACCAAUACUUAAGAACCUUUGAAGUGUAACUUGAUUCUAUAAGAGACAUGAUCAGGAAAAAAGCUCCUUGGACAUUAAAAUAUAGUUUUUUGAUGAAAUGGCUUACAAAUAGAUAACAGUAAAAGACUAGAGUUCUCAAGAAAUUCAAAGUUUUAAAAAAAUAUUUGUUCAUAAAAGCCAAACAAAUUAGACAAAUUAAAUGCUAAAAUAGCAUUUUUUAUGACGAAGAAAUUAAAAAAAUCAUGAAUGCGGUAGAAUGA